CCCCUCUCUUUCACGAAAACUGAGAUUGCAGGGGGGUAGAAGUAAGUCGACUAUAAUGAAACGAGUACGCGUCACGUUAUUAAUCGGCGCAUUUUAAACAGCGUAUUUUUAAGGUUCUUAAAUAUUGCACUAACACGCGAAAAAAGACGAGGUAGUAAUCGGAGGCUGGAUCGUUUAAAUCUGAGUUUCCGAAAACCUGGACAUCCCCCGCGCAUUCAGCGAGGACUGGUGAAGUUAGCCAGCUAGCUAACUAGCAAUCCAGUUGGUGAGAGAAAAACCGGGACGGAGAAGAAGAGGGGAGGGGGUCGCCAGCGAGCCAGAGUCGCGAGCGAGGACUAUGUUUGGUACUUUUCGGAGCAAACUGAAGCUUCGGGGGAGCUUGAAAGUUCACCGAAGCCGGAUCUGACACCAAAAAGGAGUAAUCAUUUAAAGCGAGGGGACGUUUAUUUUUGGGCGAUGUUAGUGCCGCUGGCGGGGCCGGUCCGCGGCAGCGGCGGCGGGGCAGGAUCGCGGGGUUGGCCCCACUCGGUGCCGUGGACGCGAGUGUGCUUCUUUUUCCUGCUCCUGCUCGAAGCGGCUGCCUGCCUCGCCAACCCCAUCGCUCCCGGUAUCGACAGCAGCAGUCGCCCCAGUGUCAGCGUUUACAUGAACGAAGCAGAGGUGAAGAAGCUUUUAGGUCUGUAUGCAGAGCUGUAUUACGUGAGAGAUGACGUCAUCAAUCACCACGCCCUCUCCUUCAUUCUGCCAGUGCCCAGCGAGACCAACAGCUUGCACUUCAGCUGGUACUCCAGGAACAAGGUGGAGUACAGGCUGGGCUUCCAUGUGGAUAACCCUGCCGCCAUGAGUCUGCCCCAGAGCAACAUCUCCAUCCACGGGGAGGUGCCCCGCAGCCUCUCAGUUUUCCGCGUGGACCUCUUCUGUUCGGGCAAAGUGGACGCGGAAGUGAUCCUGACCAUGCAGCUCAACCUGACCAUCAUCUCCAACAACUUCACAGUCCUCAACUUCAAGAGGAGGAAAAUGUGCUACAAACGGAUUGAGCAGCCGGAGCCGAAGAUCCUCCCGUUCCCCAACAAGAACGCCAGCAAGCCUGUGUUUGACAGUGUAAACCCCGCCCCCACCACCUCCACCCGCGUCUUCUACAUCAGCGUGGGAGUCUGCUGUGCCGUCAUCUUCCUGGUGGCCAUCGUCCUGGCUGUGCUGCACCUGCACAGCAUGAAGAGGGUGGAGCUCGACGACAGUGUGAGUGACAGCGGCAGCUCCCAGGGCCUGUCGCAGCCUUCCACCCAGACCACGCAGUACCUGAGGGCCGACACGCCCAACAACGCCACCCCCGUCACCAACAAUCACCCAGGUUCUGCACCCAUACUUCAGCUUGCUGCCGCCUCCUUCCCCAACCCUGGCGCCCCCUCCCACGAAACCAAAAGUUACCCGUCUCUGCGUAUUGAGAAGAAUGACCUGCGGAGUGUGACUCUGAUGGAGGCCAAAGCCAAGGUGAAAGACAUCGCCAUCUCCAGAGAGAGGGUCACCCUGUGUGACGUUCUGCAGGAAGGGACAUUUGGCCGGAUUUUCUAUGGUGUCCUGCUGGAUGAGAAGGACCCCAGCAAGGAGAAGCGGGUUUUUGUGAAGACAGUGAAAGACCACGCCUCAGAGGUACAGGUGACCAUGAUGCUGUCAGAGAGCUGUAAACUCCGAGGCCUGCACCACAGGAAUCUGCUGCCCAUCAGCCACGUGUGCACGGAGGACGGGGAGAAGCCCAUGGUGCUGCUGCCCUACAUGAGCUGGGGGAACCUCAAGCUCUUCCUGCGGCAGUGCAAGCUGGCCGAGGCCAACAACCCGCAGGCCGUAUCCCAGCAGGACCUGGUGCACAUGGCCAUCCAGAUUUCCUGUGGAAUGAGCUACCUGGCUCGCAGAGAGGUCAUCCACAAAGACCUGGCAGCCAGGAACUGUGUCAUCGAUGACAGCAUGCAGGUGAAGAUCACAGACAACGCCCUGUCCCGGGACCUCUUCCCGAUGGACUACCACUGCCUGGGGGACAACGAGAACCGGCCGGUCCGCUGGAUGGCCCUGGAGAGCUUGCUCCACAACGACUUCUCCAGCGCCAGCGAUGUGUGGGCGUUUGGCGUGACUCUGUGGGAGCUGAUGACCCUGGGACAGACCCCCUACGUGGACAUCGACCCCUUCGAGAUGGCCGCCUAUCUGAAGGACGGCUACAGAAUAGCACAGCCAAUCAACUGUCCUGAUGAACUGUUUGCAGUGAUGGCUUGCUGUUGGGCCCUUGAUCCGGAAGAGAGGCCUAAAUUUCAGCAGCUUGUCCAGUGCCUCACCGAGUUCCAUGCAGCUCUCGGGGCUUAUGUCUGAAAUGCAGUCCCAUGCUUUUCCGUGGAUUAAUGGAGCUGGUGGUCAGCACUGUGCUGGAAUAACACAUCUUCAAUGAAACUGUGCCUUUUUAAAGAAAGAAAAAGACUUUCGAAACCGUA
Molecule: messenger RNA, 2477 nt
Organism: Megalops cyprinoides (Indo-Pacific tarpon)
Lineage: Eukaryota; Metazoa; Chordata; Actinopteri; Elopiformes; Megalopidae
Product: tyrosine-protein kinase RYK-like
Exons: 16
Coding region: 457-2358 (633 amino acids)
Biological process (GO): multicellular organism development; cell surface receptor protein tyrosine kinase signaling pathway; axonogenesis
Cellular component (GO): signaling receptor complex
Molecular function (GO): protein kinase activity; ATP binding
Source: RefSeq, a predicted model, not a curated record